This is a messenger RNA of Chelonus insularis, 4719 nucleotides long. It is a transcript of the gene fwd, whose product is annotated as phosphatidylinositol 4-kinase beta fwd. Gene Ontology annotation, biological process: phosphatidylinositol phosphate biosynthetic process; phosphatidylinositol-mediated signaling. The coding region runs from base 584 to 3760 and encodes 1058 amino acids. The transcript has 11 exons. Lineage: Eukaryota; Metazoa; Arthropoda; Insecta; Hymenoptera; Braconidae. The record is from RefSeq and is a predicted model, not a curated record. Gene Ontology annotation, molecular function: 1-phosphatidylinositol 4-kinase activity. Gene Ontology annotation, cellular component: cytoplasm; membrane.
AUUUAAGGACGCCCUCGGGAUUAAAGUCAAAAGCGUAGAGAGUGACUUAAGAAUAUCGCAACAUACGGAAACGUCAGAGUGACGACUUGUAGAAGUAUUAUAUCAGAGGGAGUAUCCCCGGGCGAGUUUGAACAUUGAGAUCGAAUCGAAGCGGUUUGUCUCUCUCAUGUUAAGAGCAAGACGGUGACAGACGUAAAAGAGUAAGCGAGAGCCAGCCAUUGGUAGCACAAGUGAAUCGUGAAUUCUUUCUUUGGCACACGGUCGUGUAGUAUCAUCAUUAUUCUCAUCAAAGUGUGGAUAUUUUCUAUGUGCAUGUAAUGCUUGUGCGCGUGUUUAUAGUAUUUUACAGUGAGUUUGCUUCAUCUAAGUAUAGUAGAUAUAGUGUAAGCAGCAAAGUGUCAAGUCUAGUGUCAAUUUAAUAAAAAAAAAAACUCACCAAGUUCUGUGGAUUAUGCUCUUGUCCUGAUUAUAACCCAAAAAAGGAAGAAAAGAAAAAAAAAAAAAGGAAACAGCAUUGCUGGUAAAGUGAGCGUCAUGAGCUGCAGAUGACUGUUAGCCGAGCCAUAGCUCGUUCAACUUUAAUAUGAGCGAAGUGGUAGCCGUGGCAGUGCCUACUAGUGGACAAAAUCGCCAGGAAUGUAUGGCACACAUCAAACGGCACAAAUCAUCUGGCUGCAAUGUUCCUCUUGUCCAUGGCAGGCCGAACCCACCAAUCAACGUACGCAACAGACUGACCACUCAUCAACGAAAUCAUAGCUUGGACUUUAGGUCGAUGGGUAUCCUACUUCCUCCGGUUCCGCAAGCAACUGUUACGACACUGACGCUGCAUCACAGAAAUCGAAGUCUCGACUCUGCAUUGCAACGUAUUCCAGAAGUGGAUGUAACACCAAGCCCAGAAUGUGAAACUGUGCCGGAUCCGGCGGCAAAAACAUCAACGCCAUCAAUAAAAUCUCGUAGUAGAGAAAGAGAAGACCUUGCCAGCCUUGGAUCUGACGAUUCAGGGAUUCUUUGUGGAUCUGAUAGUGGAUCUAGUGACGCUGCUAAUGCAACAACAAGAGAGUCCAGUGUAGACCAUUUACAUAGUAGAGAGAGUCUUGAUUCAUCAUUGUCUCAAGCAGGAGAUAUGGAUAGUGUUGAUGCAGUGGACGGAGACGAAAGUGUUGUUUCAGUGUCGCCUGUAGACGUUGUGAUAAGCGAGUCAUUGUCAAAAAACAUGGAGCAGUGUAUUCUCCAAGUGUCUGAAGCAAAUCAUGUGUCUGGUGAUAGAGAACACAUUAGCAAUGAACAACCAUUGGUUAAUGGUGAUCAUUUAACCACUCGAGAGCUUAAAAACGGUGAUUGUACAGCCAAAGAACUCCGAGAUGAACAACCAAACAGUAGUAAUACUAACGGAUAUCAUAAUACUCUCGAAGUAGCCGUACAAAGAGAACUUGCUGGUGCAGCAAUCACUUUGUGUUGCGGGGCAACACAGCCAGAUGAUGAAAUGGCAAAAAAACCAUUGGAAAUUAAUACGCAAGAAACAGUCCAGCCAAAACCAAGUGAAGGAUGUCUACUCAGGUUAUUCGAGAGUCAAAUUUUCGAUAUGUCCAUGGCUAUUUCCUACCUCUUCAACUCUAAAGAGCCUGGGGUACAAAGCUAUCUUGUCAACAAGUUGUUUAGCUUCCCAGAUAGUGAAGUGGACUUUUAUUUACCACAACUCGUCUUGAUGUAUAUACAAUUGCACGAUGUUACGGAGGUUCUCUACCCGUAUCUUGUCCAUAGAUGUAGGCAAACCGCAGACUUUUCGUUAAAAUGCGCUUGGUUGCUAGAUGCUUACAGUUCAGAUGCUCAUUUGCCAUCGAAAAAAAAGUCUCAUGGGACCAAGCUCAAAAACCUUAUUUUAUCAGAUGAACUUAGAAAAAAUAGGUCAAAGGGUAAUGAAGUAGCGAGAAAGCAGAAAAUUAGUGGACUACAAGUUCCAGCGCCUCCGCCUCUGCCUUCAGCUCAAAUGGUAGCAUCGCCCAAUAAAAAAACCCACCAAAGAUCGCAAUCUGAUGCUACUGGUCUUUUUCAAUCAUUGCGUCGAAGCCAUUCCGGUGUAGCAAAUAAGGUGAGCCUUGGGGACCUGAGCUCUGGUCGAGCAUUUGACAACGGAUGUACCUGUUUUGAUUCCUGCCAAGGUGUGGUUAAUGACUUACGAGGACAGAAGACUGAUUGCUUCUGUAAUGCCCCUCGACUCGCUCCAGAGCUCGAGUUCAUUCAAGCACUGAUAUCAAUUGGAAAAUUGCUUGGAACUAUUCCUACAAAGGAAAGUAAAACCGUUCAACUAGUAGCUGAGUUAAAUACACUCAACUUGAAUCUCCCAGCAAGGGUAUGGCUUCCUUUACAUAGUACAAUACCCCAUCAUAUCGUAAGAGUGCCACCGCAAUGCGCAGCAGUGCUUAAUAGCAAAGAUAAGGCACCGUAUAUCAUUUAUGUCGAAGUCUUGGAAGUUGAAGAUCUUUAUACUUCUCCAGUUCCCACGAAAAUAAUGGGAAGUUCGCUACGACAUACUAAGUCUGAAGAAAAUUUAACGGGUAAUGAACAGUCUAAUUCGUCGAAUUGUUCGUCGAAUGCAGUUGCUCAACAACGACAAACUCCUAUAAAAAGUAUCAUAUCGAGGGUCGGAGAAAAUGCAUUUAAUUAUCCAGAUGAUGAUCCUGCAGACUGUUGGAGUCAAGAAGACGAUGAAAUCACGCAACAGUAUCUACAACUCCGAAAGCCCAAAGACCGAGACACGAUAUCUCAAUUGAGCCAAGAAAGUUCGGACAGUCGUGAGCCAGUAUUCGUGCCUGGUGAUAUUAAAAGACGAUUAAGUGAAUUGGCUGCAACUCCCAGCGCGACAUUUAAUCAUGAUCCGGAAGAUCCUUCAGCAGCGGUGCUCAAAGAGCCUUGGGAAUUGAAGCAGCGAAGGAUAAGAGCAUCUAGUCCUUACGGUCAUUUGGCUUCGUGGCGGUUGUUAGCAGUAAUUGUUAAGUGUGGUGAUGAUCUUAGACAAGAACUUUUAGCAUCACAAUUACUGUCGAUGCUGCAGAAAAUUUGGCAAGAUGAGAAACUUCCCCUCUGGGUGCGGCCAUAUAAAAUUUUGUGUUUAUCUAAUGACAGUGGAUUAAUUGAACCUAUUUUGAACACUGUUUCACUUCAUCAAAUUAAAAAACAUUGUCAAUUGACACUUCUUCAAUACUUUGAACGAGAAUUUGGUCCAGCUAAUUCUGAAGGAUUUGCCAGGGCCCAAAAACAUUUUGUUCAAAGCUGUGCAGCUUAUUGUCUUGUCUGUUAUCUUAUUCAAGUAAAAGAUCGACAUAAUGGGAACAUUUUACUGCAUAGUGAUGGACAUCUUAUUCAUAUAGAUUUUGGUUUUAUUCUAUCAACGUCACCAAGAAACUUGGGAUUCGAAACAAGUCCUUUUAAACUUACUCCAGAGUUUGUUGAAGUUAUGGGUGGGAGUCAAUCAAAGAUGUUUCAAGAAUUUAAAAAUCUCAUACUUCAAGGGCUUGUUGCUGCACGAAAGCACAUGGAUAAAGUCGUUAACCUGGUGGAGAUAAUGCUGUCGGGUUCGCAACUUCCGUGCUUUCGAAGUGGAGGUGCAGCGACCGUUCAAGGACUCAAGAAUCGAUUCCAUUUAACACUGACAGAGGAUCAAUUACGGCAACACGUCGAAGACCUCGUUGAGGGUAGCAUUCAUUCGUGGUCGACCAAAUUAUACGAUCGAUAUCAAUACUUUGCUAACGGCACUCUAUAAUUAUUGGUAACAAAAAAAAAAAAAAUAAAUUAAACUUUCCUGUGCUUUAAAAAAUCAUCUUAUUUUGUGUAAAGGAAAUCUUUUAUAAUUAUUUUAUUCAAACAAUUGACAUCUCUCAAGUGCUUUCGAAAAUCCACAUUAUAUUUCGCAAGCACAAAUAGCGAAAAUGAGGACAUUUAAUUAAAUGUAAGCUUGUUUUUUAAAGAAAUAUUUAAAAACUUAUUAAUUGCUUAAAGUAUAUCAACUUUAUAUUAUAACUCAAUCGAUUUUAGCAUCUAUAAAUGCUUCAGAUUGAUGUCAAUAUUAAGUUAUAAAAAAAAAAAAAAAGAAACUAAGAAAGAAAAUUUUUAAAAUAAUAAUCCGACUUAAAGAAUGAAAAUCUUUAAAGGAAGUUAUAGAGAAGUGUUGAAUUUUUUAUGUAAUUAAUUUUCACUUGAUAUUUGUAAAUGUAUAAGAAAAACUUGUAACUACGCCUCGAAUGACAAUUACAAAGCUAUCAUCGGUGCAGACUUUAUGGUAAUUGACUGAAGAUAAAACUGCUAGAUCGUUGUAGCUUUUAACAGAGUAAUUUGUCGAAGGUGCCUUAUUUGUAGGAGAAUGAUAAAGGCGAUGAUGUUAAAUAAAGACACGAAUGUGCCGUCGUACUAAAUUUAUGAAUGUUUCAUGCAGUGAUAAUCUGUAUACUGUACAUAAAAUGAAAUUACAUUGUCAUUAAAUACUUGACAAUUUUUAUUAGUGGAAAAAUAUACCGUGAAAGGAUGAAUUGCUGUAUCUUUAGUUUAAACGACUUAGAAAAAAAGACCUUGAAUGAUUGUGGGCUAUUUCCAUGGGCUUAGUGGUGAAAGACAAAUACUCAAGAAGUAAAAAAGUAAAAAAAAAAAAAAACGAAAAUUUCCUACUUUAUAUAAAUUACUAUUACGAUUAAUUGCGAGAAUUUAAAUAAAUAAGCAUAAGUAUAU